AUGGAAUCCAACAUAAGGAUCAACAAUCCUGCAGACAUCUCUGUUAUUGUCAUCUAUUUUUUGGUAGUCCUGGCAGUGGGACUAUGGGCUAUGUAUUCAACCAACCGAGGGACAGUAGGUGGAUUUUUCCUGGCUGGACGAAGCAUGGUUUGGUGGCCGAUUGGUGCUUCUCUGUUUGCCAGUAACAUUGGCAGUGGACAUUUUGUGGGAAUAGCAGGAACAGCAGCAGCUGGAGGAAUUGCCAUCGGAGGAUAUGAAUGGAAUGCUCUUAUACUUGUGGUUGUUCUAGGAUGGCUGUUUGUACCCAUCUACGUCAAAGCUGGGGUGGUGACAAUGCCAGAGUAUCUGAGGAAGCGUUUUGGUGGGAAGCGGAUUCAGGUCUACCUGUCAGUUCUUUCUCUGAUCCUGUAUAUUUUCACAAAGAUCUCAGCAGACAUAUUCUCUGGAGCUGUAUUUAUACAGCUGGCCAUAGGGCUGAAUCUUUAUUUGGCCAUAAUUAUUCUGCUUGCUAUUACUGCUCUUUACACCAUCACAGGUGGUCUUGCAGCUGUGAUUUACACAGACACCUUACAAACAUUUAUCAUGGUAGUGGGAUCCUUUAUUCUCAUGGGAUUUGCAUUUGCUGAAGUAGGAGGGUAUGAUGCUUUCAUGCAGAAGUACAUGGAAGCAAUUCCAUCCAAUGUCUCCUACGGGAAUACUACGAUUAAGGCCGAGUGCUACACUCCUCGGAAGGAUUCCUUUCACAUCUUCCGAGACGCCGUCACUGGAGAUCUGCCAUGGCCAGGACUCAUCUUUGGUUUGAGCAUCCUUGCUUUGUGGUACUGGUGCACAGAUCAGGUUAUUGUCCAGAGAUGUCUCUCUGGCAAGAACAUGUCCCAUGUGAAGGCUGGUUGUAUCAUGUGUGGAUACCUGAAACUCUUGCCCAUGUUUAUUAUAGUGAUGCCUGGAAUGAUCAGCCGAAUUUUGUACACAGAUGUGGUGGCUUGUGUCGUGCCUGAAGUCUGCCAGCAGUACUGUGGCACUGCUGUUGGCUGUACAAAUAUUGCCUACCCAAAAAUGGUAGUGGAGCUUAUGCCAAAUGGUCUGCGGGGACUGAUGUUGUCGGUCAUGUUGGCCUCCCUCAUGAGCUCCCUGACUUCCAUUUUUAACAGUGCGAGUACAUUGUUUACGAUGGACAUUUACACCAAAUUUCGAUCACGACCAUCCGAGAAAGAGCUUAUGUUAGCCGGAAGGGCAUUUAUGUUACUUUUAAUUGGCAUCAGCAUUGCCUGGGUUCCUGUGGUGCAGUCAGCUCAAAGUGGGCAGCUCUUCGAUUAUAUUCAGUCAAUUACCAGCUACCUGGGUCCUCCCAUUGCUGCUGUCUUCCUGCUUGCUAUCUUCUGCAAGCGGGUCAAUGAGCAGGGUGCCUUCUGGGGCCUGAUGGUUGGGCUGCUGGCUGGGCUCAGCAGAAUGAUUGCAGAGUUUGCCUAUGGAACUGGCAACUGUGUGAACCCUUCCAACUGCCCGUUCAUCAUCUGCGGGAUUCACUACCUUUACUUUGCAAUGAUUCUGUUUGGGGUUACCGCCAUCGUCAUCCUGGCAGUCUCCUUCAUGACUAAGCCCAUUCCUGAUGUACACCUUUACCGCUUGUGCUGGUCUUUGCGGAACAGCAAAGAAGAACGUAUUGAUCUUGAUGCAGAUGAGCAGGACAAAGCUGAUGAAAAAGAUGAGGAAUCAGGUAACUUUAAUGAGGAAAGCAAAGAAGAAUCGGGAUGCUUUAGGAAAGCGUACAACUGGUUCUGUGGCUUAGAUCAGCAAAAAGGACCCAAACUGAGCAAGGAGGAAGAGGAAGCAUUGAAGAAGAAACUGACUGACACAAGUGAAGUGCCACUUUGGAGGAACGUCGUGAAUAUCAACGGCAUCAUCCUGUUGACUGUGGCUGUGUUUUGCCAUGCCUUCUUUGCGUAAACCUCUGAUUACAGUUCUGAAAUUGUACUGUGUCGCCAAGCAAAAACUAUGACUUGUAGAUUUACAGAGUUAGAAACACUUAGUAUGUUCAUUGUCUACUUUUGUAAAAAAUCAGAGUGAUUUACUCACUGACUUUGUGAUCAUAAUUUCAACAAUCUAAAGAUGAAGGCCUCUGGGAUUUCAAGAGAGAUAUAUUUUGUUUAGACAUUCAAUCCAGGGCUAGUUGAGGUUCAGAAUUUCCAUCCAAGGUUCUCUCUACUUGUCAUACAUUUUCUAUUUUAGGUGCAGAACAAGGCUGCGUGAGCCACAUUUCAUAUAAGGGUUUGUGAACUACC
This is a messenger RNA of Athene cunicularia (burrowing owl), 2282 nucleotides long. RefSeq names its product solute carrier family 5 member 1 (gene SLC5A1). Gene Ontology annotation, molecular function: D-glucose:sodium symporter activity. The coding region runs from base 1 to 1947 and encodes 648 amino acids. Gene Ontology annotation, biological process: transmembrane transport; sodium ion transport. The record is from RefSeq and is a predicted model, not a curated record. Gene Ontology annotation, cellular component: plasma membrane. NCBI's taxonomy places the organism in Eukaryota, Metazoa, Chordata, Aves, Strigiformes, Strigidae. The transcript has 15 exons.